Molecule: messenger RNA, 787 nt
Organism: Trichosurus vulpecula (common brushtail)
Lineage: Eukaryota; Metazoa; Chordata; Mammalia; Diprotodontia; Phalangeridae
Gene: ZMAT4
Product: zinc finger matrin-type 4
Exons: 6
Coding region: 5-787 (260 amino acids)
Cellular component (GO): nucleus
Molecular function (GO): zinc ion binding; nucleic acid binding
Source: RefSeq, a predicted model, not a curated record
CCAGAUGAAGUCCCCUGACUUGGACCCGGAUUUGUUUACAGAAAGUUACUGCAAGGUGUGCAGUGCUCAGCUGAUCUCUGAAUCUCAGCGUGUGGCUCAUUAUGAGAGUCGAAAACAUGCAAGCAAAGUCCGACUUUAUUACAUGCUCCACCCUAUAGAUGGUGGGUGUCCAGCCAAGAAGCUGCGAUCAGAAAAUGGAAGUGAUGAUGACAUGGUGGAUAAGAACAAGUGUUGUACCCUCUGUAACAUGUCUUUUACAUCAGCGGUGGUGGCUGACUCACACUAUCAAGGGAAAAUCCAUGCCAAAAGGUUAAAACUGUUGCUAGGAGAACAAACCCCAGUAAAGGCCACAGGGAAUGCUGGCAAAGAGCAGAGAGUGGAGCACAGUGAAGGCACCCAGCUUGAAGAACUACGGGAAACCCCCUUGAGUCCACUCAAGCCUCCCCACUCGGCCAGUGCCCCAGGAGUGGCCAUGUCUUCACCCCAUCGUCGAAGAGAUUCAGACAGAUACUGUCAGCUCUGCGCAGCCUGGUUCAAUAACCCUCUGAUGGCCCAGCAACAUUAUGAAGGCAAAAAACACAAAAAGAAUGCUGCCCGGGUGGAUUUGUUAGAACAACUGGGGAAGACGCUGGACCUGGGGGAGUUGAGAGGUCUGAGGCGCAGUUACACGUGUAGCAUCUGCCAUGUCACCCUCAACUCCAUAGAACAGUAUCACGCCCACCUGAAAGGCUCGAAACACCAGACCAAGUAUGUACUUUCCCCUCUUCAGUUCUUUUUUUUUGGAUGA